Molecule: messenger RNA, 723 nt
Organism: Heterostelium album PN500
Lineage: Eukaryota; Evosea; Eumycetozoa; Acytosteliales; Acytosteliaceae
Gene: tmem120
Exons: 4
Coding region: 1-723 (240 amino acids)
Cellular component (GO): membrane
Source: RefSeq, a predicted model, not a curated record
AUGGAUUCUAUUAUGAGUAAGAAUGAAAAAGAAUUGUUAGAGAUCCGAAAGGAGAUUCAAGAGUUUGAAAAGAGUCAAUCUUCGAUCAAAGAGAAAGGAUAUAGCUUCAAGGAGCAAAUCAAUGCUGGUUUCAGACACCUCGAUGAGAUCUGUGGAACCUUAGAUAAACAAGACAAGGAGUCAUCGCGUCUGUCUGCGCGUCUUUCUUCGCUGCCCAAGUCAGCAGAGACCGCAGAGCUGACGUCACAGCUGCAGUCGUUGCGUUCCAAUAUCAAACAAUCGAAAAAGACAUUCACACCGGAAACAGGUGGCUCACUUACCAACCUACUCUGGCCAUUCUCAGAGUCAUUCGCGCAUUUCCUCCCCCAAAUGACCUAUAUCUCUGGUGUACAAGGUCUAGUACAAAUUCUCACCAAUCGUUAUCAACAAGGUCAACUCUACAAAUUAACAGCAAUGGGCAAAGCAACCAUCAUGGAUGUAACCGGUGAAAAUAUGAUAAGUGAUCCGGGAUGGACACCAAAUGCAUUCUUCUUAUUACCAUUCUUGGCAUUUGUACAAGCAUUUGAAGUAUAUAAUGGAGUUACAUUCUUGGUUUAUGCAUUCAAUCACGAAGGAAUCGUCGAGUGGCAAGUCAUCGCUUGUGGUGUUGGUAACUUUUAUACAACCUGUAGCACAUAUUACGCAAAAUUAUCAAAUAGAAAAGAAAAAGAAAAAGAAAAGUAA